CAUCAAUCACGCCCCAGCUCCUUUCUGGCCGACCAGUUUCGCCCGCCAUGCCUCCUCGUCUACCAGGGAAGCUGAACCAGCUUUCUCUUUUCAACAGGACUCCCGUACCGGUCAUUUCCAACAACUCCCUUGCUCGAGCUUUUGGCAUUCGAUCAUUGAACCCUUCCAAACCCUCCCCAUUCAAUGCCGGCCCUGAUUUGCCCAUCCUGAAGUCGACCCCGGCGGCGGCCCUGCAACGAAAAGCAAAUACCCUGCCUCUCCGAACUGGGGCCAUCGCUAUCAAGAAGGGGAUGACUGCUGUCUAUGACGCCGAAACCGGAAAACGAAUUGCCUGCACCGUCCUGCAGCUGGACCGAGUCGAAGUGACUUCGUGCAAGACGCGGCAAGCCCACGGGUAUUUCGCCGUCCAGCUGGGCUCGGGCUGGAAGCAUUCAAGCAACAUGACGAAAUCGCUUCUUGGGCAUUUCUCCGCCAACGGUGUCUCGCCCAAGAGGCAUGUGUGCGAAUUCCGCGUCAAGGAUGCAAGUGGCCUCCUGCCAGUCGGCCAAACGAUCAACGCCGACUGGUUUCAACAGGGUCAAUAUGUCGACGCGCGAUCUAACUCUAAGGGCAAGGGCUUUGCUGGUGUUAUGAAACGGCAUGGCUUUGGCGGUCAGGAUCGCAGUCACGGUGUCAGUCUAACACAUCGAUCACUUGGUUCUGCAGGCCCUAGCCAGGGCGGUGGUUCCAGAGUUUAUCCGGGAAAGAAGAUGGCGGGUAAUAUGGGAAAUGAGCAGAAUACAGUACAAAACUUGAAAAUCCUCAAGGUUGAUAAAGACAAUGGCAUAGUUGUUGUCAACGGUGCUGUCAGUGGACCCAAAGGCUGCAUUGUCAGGAUACAGGAUGCUAUCAAGAAACCCUGGCCUGAAAGCGCCUCUCAUCAAGAGUAGUCGGCUGCAGUGUUUGGACUUCUUGUUUUCUACACGGAAAUGUACUAUUAUUUGAUUAUUUUAUCCAGAGCGGCGGUAUAUACUAUACAUAAAUGAUAUCCUUUUUUUCAACCA
Messenger RNA from Aspergillus steynii IBT 23096, 1043 nucleotides. RefSeq names its product mitochondrial 54S ribosomal protein uL3m. Lineage: Eukaryota; Fungi; Ascomycota; Eurotiomycetes; Eurotiales; Aspergillaceae. Gene Ontology annotation, biological process: translation. The record is from RefSeq and is a predicted model, not a curated record. The transcript has 2 exons. Gene Ontology annotation, molecular function: structural constituent of ribosome. Gene Ontology annotation, cellular component: mitochondrial large ribosomal subunit; ribosome. Bases 48 to 929 code for a protein of 293 amino acids.